Messenger RNA from Cavenderia fasciculata, 990 nucleotides. RefSeq names its product WD40 repeat-containing protein (gene rae1). Lineage: Eukaryota; Evosea; Eumycetozoa; Acytosteliales; Cavenderiaceae. The transcript is spliced from 5 exons. Gene Ontology annotation, cellular component: nuclear pore. Gene Ontology annotation, biological process: RNA export from nucleus; transcription-dependent tethering of RNA polymerase II gene DNA at nuclear periphery. Gene Ontology annotation, molecular function: ubiquitin binding; RNA binding. Bases 1 to 990 code for a protein of 329 amino acids. The record is from RefSeq and is a predicted model, not a curated record.
AUGUUUGGUGCACCAAAAGACAUUGAAUUACCACAACCUCCAACAGAUGGAGUUUCAUGUCUCAAGUUUGCUCCAAAGGGAAGCUUUAUAGCUGCAGGUUCUUGGGAUAAGAAUGUUAGAUGUUGGGAAGUUCUCCCAAAGCAAUCCUCUGCAGUAGGAAAGGCUAUGAUCAAUAAUGAAGCUCAUGUACUUUGUACUGAUUGGAGUAGCGAUUGCACUAAAAUAUAUGUUGGAGGAACAGAUUCAAAGGUUAAAUGUUGGAAUUUAGCUACCAAUCAACUCACUCAAGUAGCACAGCAUGGAGCACCUGUAAAAGAAGUAUUUUGGAUCGAAGAAUCACAAGUAAUGGUCACAGGUAGUUGGGACAAAACACUAAAAUAUUGGGAUAUGAGAAUGCAAACUCCUAUACUCACUGUGGAUUUGCCCGAGCGUGUAUAUGCUUUGGAUGUUUUACAUCCUCUUUUGGUUGUAGCUACAGCUGAUAGAAAGGUUAUAAUUUAUGAUUUAAAUAAGCCAGGUACAGAGUUUAAGAGAAUGGAAUCACCACUUAAACAUCAAACAAGAUCGAUUGCAUGUUUUUCAGAUAGAAAUGGUUUUGCAUUGGGAUCAAUUGAAGGAAGAGUAGCAAUUCAAUCAUUUAGCGAAAAAACAGAAGAGACAUUUACAUUCAAGUGUCAUCGUGAAAAUGAUAUAUUGGCAUAUCCAGUAAAUAGUAUUUCAUUUGCUCAUCCAUUUGGCACAUUUGCAACGGCUGGAUCUGAUGGAACCUUUAACUUUUGGGACAAGGAAACGAAAAAUAGAUUGAAACAAUUCCCCAAGUGCCCAACAUCCAUUUCCUGUGCCACUUUUAGUCCAGAUGCUACAAUGUACGCAUAUGCAGUUUCAUAUGAUUGGUGCAAAGGUGCUGAUCAUGUUCCCAAUCUUCCAAAUAAUAUUCAUUGUCAUGUAGUUCCUGAAUCUGAAAUUAAAGGAAAAGGAAAAAGAAGAUAA